This is a messenger RNA of Linderina pennispora, 2217 nucleotides long. RefSeq lists its product as uncharacterized. The record is from RefSeq and is a predicted model, not a curated record. NCBI's taxonomy places the organism in Eukaryota, Fungi, Kickxellomycota, Kickxellomycetes, Kickxellales, Kickxellaceae. Gene Ontology annotation, molecular function: protein binding. The transcript has 2 exons. The coding region runs from base 332 to 2107 and encodes 591 amino acids.
AGCGAGUGCAUCGCAACGCAUGUCAUCUCUCCCCCUUUGUCUCCUCCCUGGCCACCUGCUCUCUUUGCCUUCUUUUCUCUAGUUCUCUCGCACUCUAUUUUACGCUCUUUGCUUUUUAUUCCCCCACAGACCGCCAGCAUCACUAUGCCUGGUGCAAGCUUCAGCCUAGCGUCGCUAGCGUACAUGGCGCUACUGCUUGUGGGGGCCGCUGAGGCCCACCUGAAGCCAGUACCUCGGUUCCACCACAAACCACCGGUGCGUCGACGUGACCAAGUCUAUUGACAGAAAAGACCCAUUCUGGAAGGACCUGCGCUCGUCAUCGCAAUUCACGAUGCCACCGCUAGCGCAGCACUCGUCUGUAUACGACCGCCUGAACCAUGUCAUCGUGCCGUAUGGCGGGCAGACCGUGGUGGGCUUUUCGGCGGUCAACCGCAUGUCGGUGUUCUGCUCAAUGUACCAGGCAUGGGGCGCAUCGACAUUUAUUGACAGCGCGCCGCGGCGGUAUACACACACGGCUGUGUUGCAGGAGCGCUCGGGCGACAUGAUUAUUUUCGGAGGCGCCAGCGACGAAACCACCAACGGACAGGGCUUUGCACGCUGGACUAACCCGAUCCGGAUGGUCCUUGACAGUUACCGGCACUCGCACUAUGCGAGGAUUCUCGGUAAGGAUGACACGCCAGUCAAGGCCAGCACCAUCAAGGAGGAUGAUGGCGAGGCUCCGCCUGCUGGUAUUUCGCAAGUUAACCAGCAUGCUGCGGUUAUUUUCAACGACAAGGAUAUGGUUAUUGUUGGAGGCAGCGUUUGGGAGCAGGACACCAACACUGCCACCAAUGUCCCGAUGGACAAAAUACACGCAUAUGACGUCGAUACACGCACUUGGUCUACGCACAAGUGCGGUGGCCAAGUCCCGCCUGGGCGCGGCGCGAUGCCUGGCUCGCGUUACAAGGACUCGCUGUUCAUAUUUGGUGGAGUCAAUGUGUCCAACUGGGGGAUGUUGUACAAUGACCUGUACAUGCUCAAUACUUCGACAUGGACGUGGAAACGGAUGCCGACUCCUGGUGCGCCGACAGAAAGGUACGCGCACGAUAUGAAAACACUAGGUCACUACCUCAUCAUCACAAACGGAUUCCUGGGUAACCAAGGAGACGAGGGCAUCUAUUUCUACGACAUCAAGCGAGAGACCUUCGUCGACACGUACUCACCUGACGGCAUUUCACGCGAGGACCUAGAUGUCCACUGGUACAUAGAGGCCACUGGCAAGACCAAAGGCGUCAUGGGUAUCCAAAUGGCCCUUCUUGUGAUUGUUGGAGCCAUAGCGCUGUACUAUUUGAGUCGCGAGUGCUGGAAGCUGGUAUCCAAGCGGCCCAGAGCCAACUCCCGAGUGAAUGCGCGGGCAAAUGCUGCGCGCAACCGUAUCCGCUCAAUGGUCAAGAGCUAUGCCGAAGGCAGCAGGAGCUCCGACUACUACCCAAACGACGAGUACGUCGAAGACGAAAAAGCCACCAUCAUUGCGCGCGGCAUCCGCCCCAGUGCCGACGCGUCUCGUCCUGGCUCAUCUGUCAACCCUCUGGGAUCGAUAGCCAACCCAAUUGACAAGAUUCUGCGGUCUGCUGACGGCAGUUCAAAGCACCCGAGUGACCUUGCGUCAUCGUCGGACGGUGCCACGACCACUGUGGCUGGAAGCAAUAGCCGUCCAAGCGUCACGUUUAGACGCCUACGCACUGACCGAGAGACCUUGUCGGCGGCCAGCAACAACAUGCGCCAUACGCGUGUAAUCGACGAUAGCGAUAGCAAUGAACCGUAUCUUUCCCGUAGGCUGACGAUUUCAGAAAGAGGGCCCAUGUUCAGGGCGCGUCGUGGCACUGGCGUUCAGAGCAAUGCCGGUGGCAUUAUCGAAGAGGAGGAGAACGAGGUAGAUAGCGACCAGGAGUAUGCCCAGAUUGAAGCCGAGUUGGCAGGCGAUGGUCCCAGCAAUGCUAUCCAGCUGGAGGAUGUCGCAUUGGAUCUGCCAAUGGCCCGGCCAGACUCCAGCACUGUCAACGGUGCCGAAGGCACACGUCUGUCCGUUGUGAACGAGAACUCGUUUGCAAUCGCUAACCAGAAUUGAGUGUGCAUCUGUGAGUUCCUGAACAUAUAUAUCGCCUAUGACCACCUUCCUACUUUGCUCUCUUUCUCUCUCGUUUCUCCGGUUCUGCUCCUUGUUUAUUAAAUUUCCGU